AUGCACCCGCUGACUGGCACGGCUUCACGCCCACUGUGCUACGACGCAGUUGGUACCGCGUACUGUCCCAACCACCCCUCCCCCCUACCCCCACCUCUUCGCCCCGAAAAUUCCGUUUUCCAACGCAGGCAACUGAAAACACAACAAAAAGGCCCAACGAGGUAUCCGAGGCAGAGGCAGAAGCUUGUAAAUGUCAGCAAACCCCGGCCGUAUCCGCCCCCUUUUGGCGUAUCAGGUGUCGGGGGAGGCCGUCAGCCCGCCCUCCCUUGCCCCUCUGAAAGGGGCGAUCUGCGUACAAAUUGGCACAUGAGUCACGACAAGCGUCACUACCUCGGCCAAAAGUAA
Messenger RNA from Mesocestoides corti, 345 nucleotides. The record is from the annotation of a GenBank genome assembly. Lineage: Eukaryota; Metazoa; Platyhelminthes; Cestoda; Cyclophyllidea; Mesocestoididae.